GAGUAACUUUUUUAAGCGUGUAUAGAAGAAACUCAAAAUCGUACACGACACGAUUGCUCUCGUAUUACUAAUUAUUAUUUUAGAAGUGUGGAGCUAUAUUUUGAAUAAUGUUACAGAGUGUUCAAACUCAAUUAAUGAGACUCCAAAAAUUGGAAGACGAAAUUCGAUUGCUACAAAAAGCAAUAAAUGAUACCCAGAACAACAUUAAUUUAGAGGAAAACAACCCACAACUAGAAGAACUAGAAGUUCAAAACUCGAAACUAAAAUAUCGUUUGAUAAUUUUAAACAGGGCAAUCGCCGUCGAAGAACAAUCCUCAAGAAGCAUGGUCGACGAACCUAUUUCUAUUCUAGAUCAUCUUACCGAUUUAUUCACAAAAGCAAUAUCAAAAUCAUUUCCUCUGGUGUGCAACGAAGUUGCUACGGUUAUUACAGCUUCAAGCUCUCCAAAAUUUGGCGAUUAUCAGUGCAAUAAUGCAAUGCAGCUGGUACAGAAAUUAAAAGCACAGAAUAUUAAAAUUAGUCCACGUGAUGUCGCCAAUAAAAUUAUGGAGUCUCUACCAAAAUCUGCAGCUAUAAGCAAAGUCGAAAUUGCUGGAGCGGGCUACGUGAACGUUUAUUUAGACAAAAGUUAUGGUGUAGCGGCUAUUAUGUCAAUUCUAAAGCAAGGUGUAAGACCUCCAUAUUACGACAAAAAACGUGUCAUUGUAGAUUUUUCAUCUCCGAAUAUCGCAAAAGAAAUGCACGUAGGUCAUUUGCGGUCUACAAUCAUCGGUGAGUCGAUUAGCCGUUUUUUGGAAUUUCUUGGUCAUGAUGUUCUUCGUCUGAACCAUGUUGGUGAUUGGGGAACUCAAUUUGGCAUGUUGAUUGCGCAUCUACAGGACAAAUUUCCGAAUUAUUUAAAUGUGUCUCCUCCGAUCGGCGAUCUACAGGCAUUCUACAAGGAAAGCAAGACACGUUUCGACUCGGACGAAGAAUUCAAAAAACGCGCGUAUUCCUGCGUGGUACAGUUGCAAAGCGGUAAAACCGACUCGUUGAAGGCGUGGACGAUGAUUUGUGAUGUAUCAAGGAAAGAGUUCCAAAAAAUAUAUGAUCGUUUAGAUGUUACGCUCAUAGAGCGGGGAGAAUCGUUCUACCAGAAACGUAUGGAAAAUAUUGUUCGGGAGCUUUCUGAUGCUGGUUUUCUGGAAGAGGACGAAGGACGUAAAAUAAUGUGGGGAGAAGAUCGAGAUGGGAUUCCGCUGACAAUUGUCAAGUCAGACGGUGGUUUCACUUACGAUACUUCUGAUAUGGCCGCUAUAAAACAACGAUUGCAAGAAGAGAAAGGUGAUUGGUUAAUCUAUGUGACUGAUGCAGGCCAAGCUACGCAUUUUCAGACAUUGUAUUCAUGUGCACGACGUGCUGGGAUUUUAGAUUUGAACAUGCACCGUGUUGAUCAUGUUGGGUUUGGCGUGGUACUUGGAGAAGAUGGAAAAAAAUUCAAAACACGUUCAGGCGACACCGUAAGAUUAAUAGAAUUGUUAGAUGAAGGACUGAAACGAUCUUUGAACAAACUAUUGGAAAAGGGACGAGACAAGGUUCUUUCCUCAGACGAGUUAAAAGCAGCGCAGGAAUCUGUCGCGUAUGGUUGUAUUAAGUAUGCAGAUUUAUCACAUAAUCGAAACAAUGAAUAUAUCUUUUCUUUUGAUAAGAUGUUGGAAGACAAGGGUAAUACAGCAGUUUACCUGUUAUAUUCCUACACUCGAAUUCGUUCGAUAGCUCGUAAUUGUGGCGGAGAUUUUGCGAAUAAUAUUGAGAAGGUGAUUGCUUCAAACGAAAUAAGUGUCGAGCAUGAAAAAGAGUGGAAGCUAGUAAAAGUUCUUCUCAAAUUUACCGACGUCAUGAAACUUAUAUCCAAGAACCUUUGUUUACACCAUCUAUGUGAAUUUGUUUACGACGUCAGCACAACCUUUACUGAGUUUUAUGACACAUGUUAUUGUAUCGAAAAGAACAAACAAGGAGAAAUCGUCAAAAUCAACACUGGACGCGUAUUGCUUUGUGAAGCAACUUCACGGGUUCUCGGAAAGUGCUUUGAUAUUCUUGGACUGAAACCGUUACAUAAAAUAUGAACAAAGUAUUUAUUGAAGCUAAGAGAAACUGAAGAACAUCUUCUGAAUUUGAAACAUCAAAUUACAGGUGAAAAUGAGUUAUUGCAAUUGAUUUUGUUAGGACUCACAAAUGAACCGUUUUAUUUUACAACACAGUGAAAAUAAAAUACAACUAGGGAAAAGAUUCUGCACACA
This is a messenger RNA of Malaya genurostris, 2279 nucleotides long. It is a transcript of the gene ArgRS, whose product is annotated as probable arginine--tRNA ligase, cytoplasmic. The transcript has 5 exons. Gene Ontology annotation, cellular component: cytoplasm. The record is from RefSeq and is a predicted model, not a curated record. Lineage: Eukaryota; Metazoa; Arthropoda; Insecta; Diptera; Culicidae. Gene Ontology annotation, molecular function: ATP binding; arginine-tRNA ligase activity. Bases 108 to 2105 code for a protein of 665 amino acids. Gene Ontology annotation, biological process: arginyl-tRNA aminoacylation.